Gymnodraco acuticeps is the source of this 1915-nucleotide messenger RNA. RefSeq names its product acyl-CoA dehydrogenase family member 11-like. Gene Ontology annotation, molecular function: oxidoreductase activity, acting on the CH-CH group of donors. NCBI's taxonomy places the organism in Eukaryota, Metazoa, Chordata, Actinopteri, Perciformes, Bathydraconidae. Gene Ontology annotation, cellular component: mitochondrion. The transcript has 7 exons. The record is from RefSeq and is a predicted model, not a curated record. Bases 695 to 1435 code for a protein of 246 amino acids.
ACAGUAUGAUAGGAGACCUUUAACAUCCUCUAUUACAAAGGGUUAUUAGAAGUUUAAUCACUUAAUGUUUUUCUGUCACAUUUACUCAGUUUUAUCACCAAAAAGAGGCCCUAUUACGCUUUAGCCUGUAGUGGUUUCUUUAGGUUUGCAAAGACUCAAUUCCCUGUGAUCCCUCCAGAGAAUGUGUCCUCUUUAAUGUGAAUACUCUGACCGUUGAUGUCUUGCUUGUCGCUGUUUGGUGUCCAGAUGUCCUUUCCUCAGGGGACACUUUUUGCGCCACUUUGGACAUAAAUCUAAACAGGAAGGCAGACGAUUGGUCGCCCUGUCUGUGCCUCUGGGACUCAAAGCCACAUUAGAGACUGUUUGUCUGAGAGUGCACUGUACUGAGGAAUUCUACAUUUGGUAUCAGCUAUCCAGAUCACUUGACAUCUAGUUUGUGUGGUAUCUUGUUAUUAAUAUGAUGGCUCUUUUCCCAAGUAUUUCGUUUUUUUAUUGAGAAAGUACAUUUUCAGUUUCUAACAAAAACACAACAUCUCCUAAUGACAAACUAUCCAUGUUGCUCAAUGUGAAAGAAUCCAACUCAGGAAAUGUAACUCAACCUGUGGCUGUCUCAAUCUGUCACGAACUCCAUUACAAGUAUUGAAACCCACAUGUUUUAAAACGCUCCCUCUCCCAUUGUUAGUUACACCAUCAGAUGCUUUUUUUCUUUCCCCCAGGUGCUGGUAACCCUCAGUGCAAAGUGGCCAUCGUGAUGUGCAGGAGCGCCUCUCAGGAUGUGAGCAGCAGGCAUGGGCAGCACAGCAUGAUCCUGGUCCCCAUGGAAACACCGGGGGUAAAGCUCGUCAGACCGCUCACUGUGUUUGGACAGGAUGAUGCUAUCCACGGUGGCCACUUCGAAGUGCACUUUGAAAACGUGCGAGUCCCCGCCUCGAACAUCCUCCUGGGCGAGGGCCGGGGCUUUGAGAUCGCUCAGGGUCGCCUGGGUCCAGGUCGGCUGCACCACUGCAUGAGAGCCGUCGGAGCGGCAGAGUUCGCUCUGGAGCUGCUCUGCCGACGAGCUGCCUCCAGGGAAACAUUCGGAAAGAAACUGUACCAACAUGAAGUGGUGUCUCACUGGAUCGCAGAGUGCCGUCUGAUGAUAGAUCAGACCCGCCUGCUGACGCUGCACGCUGCUCAGGCUCUGGACUCGCUGGGCGGCCGGGCGGCUCGCAGACAGAUUGCUAUGAUCAAGGUGUCAGCAGCCAGGAUGGCCUGCCACGUGCUGGACUGCGCCAUCCAGGUGCAUGGAGGCGCAGGUGUUUCCGGAGACUUCCCUCUCGCACAGAUGUAUGCAUACGUGCGGACGCUGCGCAUUGCUGACGGACCGGACGAGGUGCACCUGUCCUCCAUCGCUCACCUGGAGCUGAGGGAUCAGCUGAAGAAGGCCAAGCUGUGAAGUAUUAACAUGUGGCUGCAACAAGAGCGAUUAUUACCCUACACUAAUUACUCACGAUUAGUUGUGUAUAUCUUGUGGUGUGUUGGAGAAAAUACCAGGUGUCUUCUAUUAUUCUGAUGGGCAUGAUACUGUGUGUGACCUCGCAGCGGCCUCUUCGUAGAUAGGAGAAGGCAUGUUGUUGAUACCAACGAGAGCACACACACUUUGUCUCCUCCUAUUGAGGGGCAAAGAGCAACACUGCCUUUCCAGAGAUGUCCCGACGCCUUCCCGACACCGUUUGAUACCUCCUGACUUUAGAAUCAGAAACCGGUUUAUUGCCAGGUAGGUUCGCACAUACUAGGAAUUUGACUUGAUGUCAUGUCCAUAUAAAAAACACAAAAUAUUUUACACCGUAAUAGAAUACAGUUAAAUAGCAAUAAAAUAAAGCAGUAAUUGACAUGGAAAUAGAAUGCUAUGAAUGAAUGUUUGCAUAUAAACUAU